AUGCCGUCGGGAUCAAAUACUGCGGAGGAUCAGCACAUGGCCGAUGCGGCGAUGGAGCACCCUCCGGCUCCUGAGCCAUAUAUCGACUUGGCCGACCAGCGAAUCCGCGUGCUUCCAGGAUCCACGGAAACGGCUGCUUCAUUUGAGUUUGAAGGAGAAGAUCAUACACUUGGAAAUGCGCUUCGGUAUAUUAUAAUGAAGAACCCAGAUGUUGAAUUUUGCGGUUACUCGAUACCCCAUCCAUCUGAAGCGAAGAUGAAUAUACGGAUACAGACUUACGAGAACACGACAGCAUUCGAUGCCUUAGAAAAAGGAUUAGAUGAUUUAAUGGACCUAUGUGAUGUGGUAGUUGACAAGUUUGCUGCCGCCAAGAGCGCAAUCAAGCCGCCUCAUUAA
Molecule: messenger RNA, 396 nt
Organism: Xylona heveae TC161
Lineage: Eukaryota; Fungi; Ascomycota; Xylonomycetes; Xylonales; Xylonaceae
Product: DNA-directed RNA polymerase I and III 14 KDA polypeptide
Exons: 4
Coding region: 1-396 (131 amino acids)
Biological process (GO): DNA-templated transcription
Cellular component (GO): RNA polymerase III complex; RNA polymerase I complex
Molecular function (GO): DNA-directed RNA polymerase activity; protein dimerization activity; DNA binding
Source: RefSeq, a predicted model, not a curated record